AUGGCCCUCUCUAUUAUUACCCUGGCAUCCUCCUUCCUGUGUUGUUCAGACUCUUGCAAUGGUUUCGAAGAAGGCGGCGGCCGUUUUGCUCCUGGUGUACGUGAUGUCAGUGCUGGCAGAACGGGCUGAAGGCUUUGUGCCCUUCUUCACCCAGAGCGACAUCCAGAAAAUGCAGGAAAAGGAGAGGAUCAAAGGGCAGAAGAAAUCCCUGACCUCUCUGCAGCAGCUGGAAGAGGAAGGCUUCUCUGAACAAUCUGGUGCAGAUAACGAGGGGAUGAAGACUAUCCAGCUAGCUGUCCCUGUCAGGGCUGGGAUGUGGCUCAUACUGAGGCAGCUGGAAAAAUACCAAGGUGUCCUGGAGAAACUGCUCACGGAGGUGUUACAGGACACCCCAAACGGUACUGGCAGGGGGUUGAUUUCUGCCUUGGGAAUUCUGCCUUUCUCUCCUCUCACCAGCUCAUCAUCAUGGAGAUAUUUAUAUUCCUCAGAAGGGCUUUUGUGUCAUGUUUGCUCACUUUACAGAGUCCUCAGUUACCCCACUCUCUCUCAUGUACACACUUUUCUUCUGGGAAGGUUAUAUUCUCUCUUAGAGAGCUGUCUGUGUCCUAGAGCUGAUGUUGACUGUUGGCAGCAAUGCAACAAUUUCCAGCAGCACUGCUUUCUACCUCCCCACUCCUCCUUCUCAAAAGUCCUCAGUCUUUAGGGUGCAAUUUCCAGCAGUGCUUAUAAUGAAACCUGCUCAGGUGAGGCACCUCAGCACC
Molecule: messenger RNA, 761 nt
Organism: Phasianus colchicus (ring-necked pheasant)
Lineage: Eukaryota; Metazoa; Chordata; Aves; Galliformes; Phasianidae
Gene: MLN
Product: motilin
Cellular component (GO): extracellular region
Molecular function (GO): hormone activity
Source: RefSeq, a predicted model, not a curated record